UAUUAUACUUCUUACAUGGUGCUAACAAUCACAGACAUGUAUAAAUCAGUCAACAAUACUGAAAAGUUUAUUAAUAAUAUUACGGAGUCUUUGAGAAUUGUGAUCGUAUACGUCCGUAUGUUCAUGCUUCGCUUCAACAUUUCUAGUCUUGGUGAAAUAUAUUCGCAAAUAUUCAAGGAUUACAACGUCAGUGAUUUUGAAAAUUCUCAAGAAAUUGAAGUAUUUAUGCAGUUUAUUAAUAAAGGUAUAUUUUUGGUGCGAGAAUUCGCCAGUUUUAUGACAGCUGAGUUCUUCAUUAAUGAUAACAAUCGAACAAUAUUUAUCAUUCCCUACAAACUUUAUUUUUUCCAUGAAAUAACUAGCUUGACGCGUUAUUAUUUGACAUUCUUAUGCAUUAUGCCUUCGAUUUGGGCCUUUGGCUUCGGAAAUGUGUCAGUGGAUUCCACUUUGAUUUCUCUGCUCUUUUAUAUCAUUGGAAAGAUGACUGUGUUAAUGAGGAUUGACACGCUUUAAAACGGUCCUAAUUCCAGGAAGAAAUUCAAUAAAAUAAUCGCCAAGCAC
Molecule: messenger RNA, 561 nt
Organism: Cotesia congregata
Lineage: Eukaryota; Metazoa; Arthropoda; Insecta; Hymenoptera; Braconidae
Source: the annotation of a GenBank genome assembly